AUGGGAGAUCUGGGUGAUGGAGCCUCCCCAAUUAGCAAGGCAUUGGAGGUCUGGGGAGGAGGAGAGGAUGGGGAAAGAGGAGGAAGAGAGGAGAGGUCCCUUCAGCAAAUCCCCUUAGGAACCUCAGGAUUUCCCUUACCUGUGGAUAUUGACCCCAUUCCUUCAGGCCCCAGAGAACAGAUCAACCAAGUGACAUCCUUCAUUGAUGGGUCGGUGAUCUACGGGUCCAGCAAGGAGGAGAGUGACGAGCUGCGUGCCUUCUCUGGCGGCCUCCUCAAGGUGCAGCGCGGCCCGGCAAACACCCAGAUCCUCAUGGCCGACACCAACCAGAUUGACUGCAAGACCUCAGGAAGAUUCAAAGCCAGGUCACGCAAGACUCGGGCAGCAGACGGCCAGCUCAAAGACAUCGAGUCAGGUUCCCCAAACAACGUACUGGAUUUGAUGGAGGUUCUGCCUAACACUGACGUCAGCGAUAUCACGGAAAUUCCUAGCGUGUUUGAGCGUGACGACCAGACACUGCCCUGCGACCACACUUUGCGUUUCCGCACAGCUACAGGGUGGUGCAAUAAUCUUAACUUCCCGUCCUUCGGCAAGUCGUUCAGGGCAAAAAGUCGACUCCUACGUCCUUCUUAUGAGGACGGUCUGUCUAAACCUCGCGUCACUUCAGUCACCGGCAAGCCUCUCCCUUCCCCUCGGCUCAUUUCCACCAACAUGCACAACGACGUGUCUGCACCGCAUGUCCGCUAUACCCUAAUGGUCAUGCAGUGGGGCCAGUUUAUUGACCAUGAUAUUAUUUUCACCCCCAUCAACAAAGGUUUCCAAGACUCGAUUCUGGAUUGCCGCAGAUGUGACUCUCCCCAGACAGUCCACCCUGAGUGUUUCCCCAUAGCCAUUCCUCAGAACGAUCCAUUUUUCCCUCCUGUCAAUAUAUCAUCUGGCCAGCCAUUCUGCAUCCCCCUGACCCGCUCCAUGCCAGGCCAGCUGACUCUAGAUUACGAUGCAUACUGCAACCCAACAGUGCUCAAUGAAUUUGGCAUAGCCUUCCGCUUUGGCCACUCUCUACUCAAGCCUUCCCUGGAGCGCAUGGACGGAAUAUUUGCCAAGCGCAACCCUCCUGUCAAGCUGAGCGAACACUUCUUCAACCCAGACCUACUCUACCAGCCUGGGAUGCUUGAUGAGAUCAUCCGCGGCCUGACUACUGUGUCCAUGGAGACACUGGACCAGUUCUUGACAGAUGAGGUGACCAACCAUCUCUUUGAAGACAAGCGGCAGCCAUUCUCUGGCCUGGACCUGGCUGCCCUCAACAUCCAGUGAGGCAGAGA
Scylla paramamosain (green mud crab) is the source of this 1322-nucleotide messenger RNA. RefSeq lists its product as uncharacterized. The record is from RefSeq and is a predicted model, not a curated record. Lineage: Eukaryota; Metazoa; Arthropoda; Malacostraca; Decapoda; Portunidae. Gene Ontology annotation, biological process: response to oxidative stress. The transcript is spliced from 7 exons. Gene Ontology annotation, molecular function: heme binding; peroxidase activity. Bases 1 to 1314 code for a protein of 437 amino acids.